AUGAUGUCAAAUAGUAACGCGUUCGAAGAGGGCAAUAACUCUGGUGAUAAGGCUUCUAGCUGCGCUGAGAUGCCACCGGUACUCCGAGGGUUGGUAACGCAUAUCGAUGCUAUCGCCGCCGGUGCCGAUGCAACUAAUGGGAGCGAUGGGAGGGGCAAUAAAAUUCAGAAUGACGAACUUCCACCAUCCCCAGUUGCAACCGUGGAGUUGCUUCGGCAGAUCGAUGACCUCUACGAAACCUAUACCCGACUGGUUGAGGUUGUCUAUCGCUCGCUGGCGCCAACGGCAGCGCCGUCCAGUGGCGAUCCCACGGACGUCGAACAGGCAGACGUCAUUAUACGGGAGCUGAAAGGACGCGUGGGGGCGCUACAGGCGGGAAUUAGGUCCAAGGUUCACCAGGUCGGACGCUUUGCGUUGAUAAACCACUUGAAUUUGGAGGUACAGCAGAGACAGGCUGCUGUAGCUAGGAUGGAAUCUGUCCUGGCCACGACAAGACGGCACAUAUGAGAUUGAGUAUCACUUUCUAUUGUUUCGCAGGAUGGAAAAGGUUUUUAAAUGGUGGCGUCGGAAGUUAUUGUUCCACAGGUAUAUAGUCAUAUCUGCUAUAACGCGGUAGUGCUUCCUUUACACCCA
Molecule: messenger RNA, 633 nt
Organism: Phytomonas sp. EM1
Lineage: Eukaryota; Euglenozoa; Kinetoplastea; Trypanosomatida; Trypanosomatidae
Source: the annotation of a GenBank genome assembly